Molecule: messenger RNA, 1134 nt
Organism: Condylostylus longicornis
Lineage: Eukaryota; Metazoa; Arthropoda; Insecta; Diptera; Dolichopodidae
Gene: cpb
Product: F-actin-capping protein subunit beta
Exons: 2
Coding region: 151-981 (276 amino acids)
Biological process (GO): actin cytoskeleton organization; barbed-end actin filament capping; cell morphogenesis
Cellular component (GO): cytoplasm; F-actin capping protein complex
Molecular function (GO): actin filament binding
Source: RefSeq, a predicted model, not a curated record
UGAAAAGUGAUAGAUGGAUGACUGUGCUUGCGAAGUAAUAUUCGGGUUUUGUUUUAUUAUUUUAUAGAGAUUUUAAGAAUUAAAACUUUAAAAUUUGUAAUAAUUUACAUAAUUUUAUGUUGGUAUUAAAUUGAGUACAAGCAAGACAAAAUGACUGAGCUUCAAAUGGAUUGCGCUUUAGAUUUAAUGAGGAGACUCCCACCUCAGCAAAUUGAAAAAAAUUUGAUUGAUUUAAUCGAUUUGGCUCCAGGCUUGUGUGAGGACUUAUUGUCAUCUGUAGAUCAACCUUUGAAAAUUGCUAAAGAUAAGGAGAAUGGUAAAGAUUAUCUUUUAUGCGACUACAAUCGUGAUGGUGACUCAUAUCGUUCACCGUGGUCAAAUACGUAUGAUCCGCCAUUAGAUGAUGGACAAAUGCCUUCUGAGCGUUUACGGAAAUUAGAAGUGGAAGCCAAUUACGCAUUUGACCAAUAUCGCGAUAUGUAUUAUGAAGGAGGGGUUUCUUCUGUAUACCUUUGGGAUUUAGAUCAUGGAUUUGCUGGAGUUAUUUUAAUAAAAAAAGCUGGGGACGGAAGUAAAAAAAUUCGUGGGUGUUGGGACUCUAUCCAUGUUGUAGAAGUUCAAGAAAAAACGACCGGACGUACGGCUCAUUACAAAUUAACAUCUACAGCCAUGUUGUGGCUGCAGACAAACAAACAAGGGUCUGGUACAAUGAACUUAGGGGGCUCUUUAACUCGGCAAGUAGAACAAGAUUGCAGUGUGGGCGAAUCUUCACCACAUAUUGUAAACAUAGGAAGAAUGGUGGAAGAUAUGGAGAAUAAAAUUAGAAAUACCUUAAAUGAAAUCUACUUUGGCAAAACAAAAGAUAUUGUAAAUGGACUGCGUAGUGUUCAGUGCUUGUCUGACCAAAGAGCGCAAGCUGCUAUGAAACAAGAUUUGGCAGCAGCAAUUUUGAGGCGCAAUGUAAAGCCUGAAAGCAAUUAAGUUUUUCAAUGAAAUUUUUAUUUAGACUAAUAAUAUAAAAAAUUUAAGGUUUAUAUUAACAAUACUUACAUAUGUAUGUACACAUUAGACAUUUUUAUCAAGAUAUACUAAACAAAAUUAAUGCUUUUUAUGUAUUACGAAGUAUUAUUUCAA